This is a messenger RNA of Pseudophryne corroboree (corroboree frog), 1810 nucleotides long. RefSeq lists its product as uncharacterized. The transcript has 2 exons. The record is from RefSeq and is a predicted model, not a curated record. Bases 539 to 1591 code for a protein of 350 amino acids. NCBI's taxonomy places the organism in Eukaryota, Metazoa, Chordata, Amphibia, Anura, Myobatrachidae.
UAGCUCUGCCACGGGGUCAGGAAUAGGAUGGGGAAGUGCUAGCAGCGAUAGGGUGUAGCGGCAGCUAGGAGUCAGGGUUAUGCCAUAGUGGGCAGUCAGUAGCGGCCGGUGGUAGCACCAUUAUGUUACAUGUAAUUUCUCCUGGGUGUAUUAUAUAGACACGGCCCUCCAGUAGUGCACCCCCUAAUAAAAUUAGCUGCGCACGCCUAUGCCGGUAUAUUGCCGAGUUUGAGCCAUGUCAACCCGGUUUGAGGUGCAGUGUGAAAGCGCCAUUAUGAAUUUACCAUGUCAAACAACCCGGUAUUUCAACCCGUGUAAAAAGAAGGAUCCAACACGGUUCAGAACCGGUUCAUUUGGCAGUGUGAAAGCCUCAGACCCGCUAUAUUCAACCCGGUAAUCUUAAAAAAGAGGUGAUAGGUUGUCUCCCUGCAUGAUGUCACCUGUCUAAACCCGGAAAUAAACAGGCAGCACGCUUUAAACAGUGUGUUUUUAUUUAUACUACAUUCACAGUGCUACAUUGCUACAGUGCUUGGAGAAUAUGGCAAACUGGAGUGAGGAUGAGGUUAGGGAGCUGUUACGGAUAAGAGGGGAGUCGGAAAUCACCCACCAAAUGACAGGGACUGUUAAGGAUGCAAUCACGUACAAAAACAUAACAAAGAUGCUUGCAGCCUCUGGAUUUUAUCGUACCUCCCAGCAGGUAAUCAAUAAACUAAAGGCCCUUAAAAGGAAUUUCCAUAAGGUCCACGACCACAACAGAAACAGAAGUGGUGCUGCCCGUAUGGAGUGGCAAUAUUAUGAGCAGUGUGCCACCAUAUUUGGCCACACAGCACUUGCAACACCGGUUAGCUUAUCCUCAAGCACAGCAGCAGCAGAAACAAGACAGGCCUGUGCUGCUUCCACCUGCAGCGUACAGGACCCAGACACCCGAUCACAGGACCCAGACACCCGAUCACCACCACCACCAUCUCCACUACUCGUACUGGAUGAUACGCAACCGAUGCAAACCACUAUGCCUGACCCAGUUGUACAGGAGCCCAGCAGGACUGAAACCACUGAUGCGCCAGAAGACACAGAGGCUGGGCCAAGUCAAAUGGCCCCAAUUGCACAAACGCAGCCUUUGCGUGGAAACAUAUAUACUGUUCCGCCAAGGAGGCGCCGCCCAAACAAAACGGAGCAAGCUGCAAGAGUUAUGACCACUGUCCUGGUGGAGAAAUUAGAGCAGAUGGACGCUGCCAUGGCUGAUCGAGAAGAUGCACGUCUCGAGCGAUUUUUGCAGGCAGAGCAAGACAUGAACAACACAUUUAUGACGCAGCUGAUCUCUAUGCAGGAAACCUAUAAUAGGGAUGCAAGAGAACGUCAGAGAGAAAUGCAGGAAUUUCAAAUGUCCAUAUUUGACCGAAUGUUCCAAUGCAUUGAAGGGCUGCACACAGUGCCACCAAACUACCCUCAACCGUAUACCCAAUAUUACCCUGGCCCCCCCUACUAUGAUCAUACCCCACCUCAUCCAACGCCACACCAUACCUAUCCUCGACAUAACCAACCUCAACAAACCCCACCUCCACUAACUCCAACUCAAUAUACCCAUCCUUGACAUACACAACCUCAACACACCCACUCACCUUCUGAAACGGAGACAACUACAGAGUCUCCUGUUUAUCGUAAUUUAUCUUAAAUGGUUAUUGUUUUUUUUUUAAAAAGUUGGUUUUAAAAUCAUAGGAGUGUUUUUCCUACACUAUUACUGGUUGGACUUUUAUUACUGUAAAGAUUUCACUACUUUAUUUACCAAAGUUUUAUACAAAUUAAAAUUCUA